Molecule: messenger RNA, 3533 nt
Organism: Papilio polytes (common Mormon)
Lineage: Eukaryota; Metazoa; Arthropoda; Insecta; Lepidoptera; Papilionidae
Product: leucine-rich repeat-containing protein 49
Exons: 12
Coding region: 208-3069 (953 amino acids)
Molecular function (GO): protein binding
Source: RefSeq, a predicted model, not a curated record
GUAGAUAAAGAUAUUUUUAUACUUACAACUUGAAUUUGAGUGACAGUGUUAGGGUUGCCUAGCAACUAUAUCUAGAAUUUGUCUAGAACAGAUGAGAUGGACCAAAACUGCCUUUUGGACGAAUUUAAAUCAAUAAAAAGAACGAUUUUCCUAAUGGGGCCAAUUUAUUGAUAUAUUUAUAGACAGUUGUUAUUGUUGUUUUAACUAAUGCCUAUCACAUUUAGCCGCGGAAAUGUAAGAAAAUUAGCUUUUCGGUCUAGAGGUAGAACGGUACAAUCACUGGAUAUCGGCGGACCGCGAGUGGAAACGCCGCAAAGUGGUGAUGAUCGUUUAUUUUUACAAAUAAAACCUGCUUUAGCAGACCCUAGGACUGCCCAUCCUGCAAUACAACGAUCUAGUACAAUAUUAACAGGCAAUGAUGACAGUAGUAAAGGAGAUGUCAAAGAUGAUAUACUUAAUUUGCAAGCCGUGGGGGAAGGAAAGGUGCAACUUUCUAGAACUCCACAGGAAAAAGAUCGUUUACCUGAUAGAAUAAGCCUAGACAGACGUGGACUAUCUUCGAUCCCUAACAUAGUCGGAGAGCCAACACUUCGUCUUUUGUCGUUACAACAUAAUUUGAUCAACAGUUUGUCAGGUCUUAUGCCUCUCGAGCUCGGAAAAUUAGUGUUCCUUGACGUAUAUGACAAUCAAAUCGAUAAAAUUACUUCUUUAGAAAAAUUAUUUAGCUUACGAGUGUUAUUGAUGGGGAAAAACAGGAUAAAAAGAAUAGAAGGUUUAUCAAAUCUGCUCAAAUUAGAGGUCUUAGAUUUACAUGGAAACAGAAUCACGAAAGUUAGCGGCCUGUCUAACUUAAACGAGUUAAAGGUACUCAAUCUGGCUGGCAAUCAAAUAAAAUGCAUUGGGCAGAUAGAUCUCCAAGGGCUCCUGUCUUUAAGAGAACUCAAUUUAAAACGGAACAAAUUAAGAAAAUUGCUGGGUUUUCAAAAAGUUCCACAGUUACAGAAGUUAUUUCUUAGCAACAAUGACUUACAGAGUGUUGAAGACGUGUCUUCAUUGGCCGAAGCCACGUCUCUUAUUGAAGUCACAUUGGAUGGUAAUCCUGUCGCAUUGGGCGGUGACUGCACUCCAUUUCUUGUAUCAUAUUUACCAAAUCUAUUAACUUUAUCAAGCAUGCACGUAACGGAACAGGUUCGCACAGCUGCAAUGGCCUGGCGUAACAAUAAGGAGGCAGCUCACGCCGCGUACUGCGCUCUAGAGGGCUCAGCUCAGCAAGCUGCACGAAGAGAUCAAAUUAUUCACAACGCUCGUACCAAUUGGGAAUUACUCAGAACUGAAAAUAAAUGCUUUAGUACAGCGGCAUCUUUAGAAAAGAAUACAGAAAAGGAAUUUGUAUUAGAGCAAACGUCGAUAACGAUUACGCAGAAUGAUAGUACACAAACGAUUGAUGGAACGAUAGCAGAGAAUGCAGUUAGUUUUCAUCAAGAAGCCGAAGAUUCUGAUUAUAAGAAUGUGAGUGAUGCAAGUACGAAAAACGUUAAGGGUGAAAAUGUUAAAAAGGCACCAGUAAGAAAAUUUCAAAGAAGCUCCACUGCUCGUAAGGUUUCAGAAAAGAGGGUUAAUUUUUCAGAUCGAAGCGCUUCCCAGGAUACUGAUGUAUCACAUUCUACAUCAACAAGUAGUGAUGUUAAACUACCACCCAUAUUGUUGCCAAUUUUAUCUUCGUUGGAAAAUGUUAAACUAUCAGACGGUACAGAAUCGAUAUUAAAAAGAUGGGAAAGUGUAUCUAGUGUUGAUCCAAUCAUAGAUUCGUCGUUCAGUUCCUUUCCAUCUUCUAGCAGCGAUAGUGAGGACGAAACUAAUAAGAAACCAUUAAAAAGGAUGCCGACCGUUUUGAGAAACAGACAGAACUUUAGUUCAUCGCGGUCCAAGUCUGUUUGUGAUCCUGAAAGUCGAAAAGUUAAAGCGAAAAAUCAGGAUCAAAGUGAAAACGCGAGUAAUAUAUCCUGUAGCACUAAUACAGGGUCGAUAAAUACAUCAUCUACAUCAGGAAGUGAUCAGAACAGUAGAGUAUUACGACGGGAAGGUUCACUGAAUAGUAGAAUGAGUAACAGGAACGUAAGAAGUGCGACGAUAUCACGACGAAGUGAGAGAGCGUCUUCGAGUCAUAGAGCUUCUACAGCGCGAGCGAAGUCCGGAAAGAGUUUGACCAGUCUGAAAUCAUCGGAACCCGUCCCAAAAUCUAUACCACCGUCAAAAGACAGGGAACAAGGGGUGGAUUACCUGGUGGAGGUGUGCGAUGGCACGGUGAGCGCGUGGGGCGCGGGCGCAGUGCGGCGGCUGGCGCGCGACUGGCACUGGGAGCGCGCGCGCGCCGUCACACGCGCCGCCUUCCACUACGUGCAUUUCAAUGCUGUUGCUCACUCCUUGUCCGAACUUAAAACUAGGUUUCCAAAUAUAACGCAUAUAUCAGUCCGAGCUACUGGUCUACAAUAUCUGGGCCAAUUACACGCGUUAGCGGAGUUACGAGGUAUAACAGGUCUGACGAUAAUGCCCGAGGGCAAUCCGAUAUGUUCCAAAUAUUGGCGGGAAUAUUCCAUUUACAGACUUGCUCAUUGGGGUUUGAAGGAAAUUAAUGAUGAAAAGGUGACGGAUGAAGAACUUAAAUCAGCAAAUAGGACAUACCAAGGUUUGAGUGAUAUAGUACUGCGUGCCAUCCCCGACGCGCCAUUACAGCCGUUGUUAUCGCGACUCGGCCGCAGCAGCAACAGCACAAGCAGCGCUAAAGCCUGGCUCAGAGCUGCCGAUCCUGCUCUCAGAGAUGUCAUAGCUAAAGAAGCAUUACAGUUUAAAAAGGGACAAGUAUCUCAGGAAGAUAUGAGCUGGCGUGUCCGCGGCCGCGGCGAGCUGUCGCACGCGAUAGAGGUGGCGUGCGGCGCCGCGCUGCGCCUGCGCACGCUCGAGCUGCAGUGGCCGACGAUAUUCGUAGAAAUGAUCGAGGACAUUCUGCGCGACUUUGUCGAUAUGGAUAAACACGUUAAGGAGCAAAUGCGAAUGCUUUCAGAUUCAUAGCGAUCUCAAUUUUUUCAUGUACACUUAUAUUGAUAGAUGUUAUAUAGUGAUAGUUUUUGUUACAGUUUUAUUGUAGCUAUAUAAUUAUUAAUUAUGACGAAUUAUAAAUAUAUUUCUAGGUAAUUCUUUUUUGUAACUAUAUAAUGUAGAUAGAUUUGUUAGUUUUUCAUAAAAUUAGUGAACACUCGUCCUAUUUGUACCGAUAGUUUGAAAUGAAUAGAUCUGUACCGAAAAUAAUGUCACGCAUGUUCGAUGUAAGGUGGAUGAUAUCGGUUUAAUUUCAAAACGAACUUAACUGAGGACUGAUAAACAUAAUCCUAACAUUGCUCAAUAAAAUUAGAUUCUUAGCUAAAACUAAAUAGUAGUUAUUAUUAACAUUGCCAUUAGAGUUAGAACCAUAAAACUUUAUACUUUACAGAUUUAAAGAUCUAUUCUUUGUCCUGUAAAUUAGUAGAAAUAAAAAA